Molecule: messenger RNA, 480 nt
Organism: Parasteatoda tepidariorum (common house spider)
Lineage: Eukaryota; Metazoa; Arthropoda; Arachnida; Araneae; Theridiidae
Source: RefSeq, a predicted model, not a curated record
AGAAAAGAAGCGUAUUUGCAUAAAAAAAACUAUGUGGAGGAUGUUGUUCGUCAUUAUAAUAACCGAGAUUUCAAAUCACAUUUUCGAAUGGAUAGAUCGACUUUUGAAAUUUUGUUCAACCUCAUUAGUAAGGAAGAAAUUCCUGGACCUGGAAGACCAUGCAUUCCGAUGGAAAAAGCCUUAUUAAGUGUUAUUUGGUUAUUAGCUAACCAAGAAAGUUUUUGUUUUUUUUUUCCUUUCAGAUCUAUUGCUGACAGAUUUGAUCUGACUAAAUCUUCCCUAUUUAGAUGCCUUUUAAAGGUAUCCUAUAUUUUGGAAAAGAUGGCUCCAAAUAUUAUUACUUGGCCAGAUCCUGUUGUUGCUGAAAGUGAAUUUCGUGAAAUAAAAGGCUUCCCUGGCAUCAUCGGUGCUAUUGAUGGCUCCCAUAUAGCAAUUAAAGCNCACCUGAUUUGGCCAAGGACUGUUUUAGUAAAUCUAUAA